Molecule: messenger RNA, 10439 nt
Organism: Caenorhabditis auriculariae
Lineage: Eukaryota; Metazoa; Nematoda; Chromadorea; Rhabditida; Rhabditidae
Source: the annotation of a GenBank genome assembly
AUGAACCUGCAGCCGCAGAUUCAUUGCCGAAAGCGUUUUGCGGUGGGAGCGAAUUUUUUCUUCUCUAGACUCGUUGAGCAAAAAAAAAAAUGAAAACACGUGUGGAAAGCGUUCAGUGCGAUUCCGGUAGCUUGUUUUCCAUUACUUUGUCAUGCCUUCAAUCGUUUUUAUCUAGAGCUAUUUCAAAAAAGUUGAGGGAUUAUAAAAUGCAAUUGCGAAAUUCAUGAGUAACUGAUCUACCGUUUUUUUUUUGUCGCUGCCUGUCUUGAAACUUCAUUCUGAUAAUGAUUUCAACUCAUAUUCUUGCUGCCAUCCGAUAACUGCGAUUUACACAGAACUGGAUUAUUGUUCUCAACUCGAAGACCGAUUAAUCUUAGAAAGCUGAUUUUUUGGACACCUCUGGCGGAGUCUCCGCCUCCAGAACCUCUACGGUGGUUGGUCCAAGCUCUGGAGAACACGGAAGAAAAGUGGGCGUGUCCAGGUGUGCAUUGAUCUCACUCUCUUCUUCUCCCACACGGCCGUUUGUGCGUUUUGCGCGUGUGCCGCAUCCUCUUUUGCUCCUGGCGUAGUUGUUCUGGCAGGAGAGCACUCAUUCCAAAUGAAUCAAACAGCUCCGGCUCAACCGGUCCGCAACAUUUCUAACGCAAAUCAUCGUGCAACUUUCAGAAUUCGAUGCCAAUCGAGAACCUCAGACAAAAGUCCUGUACAUUGUUUUCAUUGCGUGAUAUUCGUUCAGAGAUUGAAAAAUGUAUUCACUUUUUCUUGUUUUCUAUUUCUUCGAACAUUCUAUAAGCCACGACAUGGUGCUGUUCAUGAACUGAAAUAGAAAUUGAAGUUCUUCUUUUAUUUUUUCCGAUAGCCUUUUUCAACUAUAGCGGAAGUUUUUCAAAGUUUGAUCUGUUAGAAUUGCACACCUCGCGUUUGCUUUUUUUUGGUAUUUCCUUAAAAAAAUGAUUGACUUUGAGGCUGAUGGUGGAUGUGGCGGACUCGCCGGUGAUGUCGGCGCCGCCGUCGACGAUCAGUACGCCGAGUUCGGACGACGCUCUUCGAAAGUUCAAAUGUCCCGAGUGCGGGAAGGCUUUCAAGUUCAAGCACCAUCUGAAGGAGCACAUUCGGAUACACUCCGGCGAAAAACCUUUCGAGGUAUUUUUUUUUUCUUUCAUAUUCACGUUUUUCAAUCUUGUUCUUUUAUAUUUUAUUGGAUUUUUUUUUUCAUUUUUUCAAAUCUUUUGAUGUGGUAGUUGGGGUUAGAAGAUCAAAAAUGUUGUUUUUCAUUUUUAAUGUUUUUUUUCUGAAUUGUUAAGCUGAGAGCUGAAAUGCUUGGACUCGACCUGAGUAUUAGGUACUGGCGGCACCUGUUCUGUUGUGUCUUCAUCAUUUAUCACUCGUCUGUCUUAUACCUGGGCCGCGCCGCAAAACUGCUCCGGUGUAACACAUGUUUUGCCGCACGUACUACAUAUGCUUAUUCGAAGGGAGGUCGCCGCUUCCUGGAAAUACAUUAGAAUGAAAGGAAAUUGACUGCUUCCUUCAAAAUUACUUUUUUCUAUUAAUGAGAACCCCAACUGAGCCAAAUCUCAUUUUUAUCAGGUCUCUAGGAAACUGACUAUGAUCUGAACCCUUCAGAAUUAGUUUGGACGAGUUGCUCAUAUGUUAUUGAAACAAUUCAAUUUCAUCUUUUUUCGGUAAUUUUCAUCGAAAAUUCAUUUCAUGUAGACUUACACCUUUUCGGAAACAAAGUUCUAGAUUUUCAACGAUUAAAUGACAAAAAUGCGUCGAUGUUCAAGCAAUAGUCUAUCGGACACAUUUCUUGCGCUUUUGAAGAAUUCAGCAAGCUUUCUGUAGUGAAUAUAAAAAUUCAUCAGUUUUCUUUUAGCUUUAUGGCAUCCAAAAAUUAUCGCGGUCAUCAAAAGACGCGAAAGUUUUAAUUUUAGGAAUGUGCAUAUAUAAAUUAUUUCUAACAACUUUUAUGAUAGUUUGACGUGUUGAACUAUGCAUAAAUUAAUCAACUUUUUUCUGAUAAUUUUUCCGAUCGCUCUGAAAUCUGAAAGCAACGUUCAUGAAUGAAACUCUAUUUUUGACUUUUUUGAACUUUUUUUCCUGGAGUAACAUCUAGGACCUUUUUGUUUAGUGUCACCGUAAUCCGGUUGCCAAGGUGCCAAGCGAUUAUAUGCGGCAUACGGUAACGGGGCGGCGAGCGUUUAUUUGCCGCAGAGCAGGUAACGUAGACCAGGUGUGGCGGCUGGAGCUCACCGUGUUUUGCGGAGUCUCCAGGCGCCUCAAGGUGUAUGACUGCUAGAGAGUACGUGCGCGACGGAGACCCGGCUGAAGGCUCGAGAGAAGGCACGACGUGUCGCGGCUUUCCCUCCGGCGGAUUAUGAAUUCACCGUUGGGUUUAGGUGGACACCCAAUCGAGGUGCUUUGUCCUCAAGAAACUUCUGAAUGUUUUGAAAUUUUCCAAAAUCGAGGGUCCUCAUGCCUCUCUUUUUCCCAUAGUUGGAACUUCGAAAGGUCCUCGUAGAUCUUGACAUAAGGUUCUAAGACAUCGAACCAUUUUGGGAAAUGCAAAAAUUUUUAUAAUUUUUUUUCUUUGAUUUUUUUCAAGUUCAAAACGCUUUCUGUUACUCUAUAAUUCUAACUCUUAUAAAUUGGACGAGUAUGAAGCUAAAAAGGAAAAAAUUUCUUUUUAUUGUUUCGAUUAAAUAUUUUAAAGUCAAAAGUUCACUAUAAACUUGUGGAAAACCAAAUAAACACAUUCAAAAAAAAUGAAGUUCCCUUGCGAAAUAUCCUUUGUGUGUAAAUAGUUCAUCAUUUUUGGAGAGAGCUCAUGAAAAAUUUUCUGAAGUAGGUUUAAGAGAAGUUUGCAAAGAAACAGAAUGGAGGUGGUAGCCUUCCUGCUCAUCCUCCCUGCGUGGAGCAUUCAUCGAAGGUCGGCGAUGGCAUUUUUGGAAUGAAUGGCCCCAGGGCAAUUUCAUGUGCGACUCGACGCCUCUCUGAUUAUCAACGUGGAACGAGCGAGGACGACGCGUUUUUGGAUGGGAGUGUAGGGCCAAAAUAAUUCGCCGAAAAGGUGGGAAGCGACAGCUCCUUCUGCAUCUGAAUUCAGCGCGGGAAAAAGAGGCUUUAAGCUGCCAGUGUCGUCUGCGGCCACACAAAAACAAGCAUUUUCUUCUCCUGAGAUUGUUUAUUCGGAAAAUUCAUUCGGGGGAAAAGUUAGUGAGUAGAGUGGUAGUCCAGUUAUUCAAGUUUCGAUUCAAAACCGUCCUAAUUAUCUCUGAAUUUCAGUGUGCCUCCUGCCACAAGCGUUUCUCGCACUCGGGUUCGUAUUCGUCGCACAUGAGCAGCAAAAAAUGCGUUCAACAGGUGUGUUGGCUGUCUUUUCAGAACAGAAUCAAAAAAUGUUGUUUCAGUCGGCGCCGACACUUUUGCAGCCGUUCAACCCGUACCAGCUCAUGAUGUACCGCAACAUCAUGAUGCAGCUGCAGACGCCGGCCUUCGGACUCAACGCUGGCGCCGUUGCGGCAGCCACCACCGACUCCAACCCGGCCGCCUACUUGAACUUUUUUCAGCAGAAUAUUUUGCAAGGCGUCAGUUUUUUCAGCUUUUUGCCAAUCGUAAAAUAUCUGCAAAUUUGAAACCAUAGAUUUUUAUCCUAUUUUCGAGCUCCUCUGUGGAUUGAAGUAUUCUUUUAGAAACACUUGAGGGUAUAUUUGAUAGAUAACUGAAUGUUGGACAUGGGACAGAGCCUCAAGACAUAAGCACACAGAUGUGCUCUCGCGAGAGACCCAAGUAUUAAUUAGGUGAAGAAGGUGGAAAGGAGAGUGUAUCGAGCAGCGUUUGAAAAUGAGAGUGGAGAGCGUCUGGAGUGUCUAGCUAGGCGAAGAGGUGCACGAUUGGGCCGCCGAGAAGCUCGGAAAUGAGUGUUCCUCGUAAUUACGUGCGCUUGCUGAAAAGGUGUGAAAACGACCUGAAAGCAAUGAGAGAAUGUCUGGAAAAACUUUUUUUUUGUUCAGUUGGAAAACGCUACGACGUCAUCAUCAACGUCGACGCCAUCGACGACGACGUCACCAUCGCUUCUGGCUGCAUACCUAAAUACGUCGGCCGCUUCAGAGGCCAGCCUUUUGAGCUCGCCGAGAACGUCUCCCGGCGGUUCUGCUGUCAAAGGCGAGGUUGAGAGGACGAAGGAAGAGGAGCCGAUCGUCGAGAAGAAGGUUUGUACUGUAAGAAUCUGAAAAAAAAAACAUGAAGAGAGGUAGAUCAUGUAUUCAAAUUAUCAUUUUGUAAUUGUGAAGCUUUCAUCUCUUCAUUCCCCUCCUUAAAAGGAAAUUUGGAGAAAAUCUAUCAGUUAUGAAACACUAAGUCUGACACUGAAAAGAGAUCUUUCCAUCAUUUUCUAGCCUUUUUGAAAGUUUCAGAAAAUUGAGCCUUUCAUUUUUGAGCCAUCUUUUUAUUUAGAGUUUUCAGGAAUUGUCUCAUUCUCCAGCUGCGGAGGAGCAUGCCGAAAACGGAGCUCUGGAAAACUUUGACGGCGACGGCAAAAAUUCUCCCGAUUGGCGUCCGCUACGGUCGCGAAGUUUUCUCAAUGAUUCUCAGGUUUACCAUUGGAAAUAUUUCGGCUUUUCAAAGUAUUCUUUCAGGUCGCCGUACUACAGACACAUUUCAAGCGCAAUCCGUUCCCUUCGAAGUAUGAACUUUCCGCUGUGGCCGAGCAGAUUGGCGUCAACAAGCGCGUUGUCCAGGUAUACCAUAAUUUGUCUUUUUCAAAAAUCGACUAACCUUUCAAUUUAAAAAAACCUACUGUUUUUUUGUGAAAAUUUAACGCUUUCGCCCAUUUUUUUGUAAAAAUAUUGUUUUGGAAUUUUUUUAUAGAUCUUUUAUACGAGUGUUUAUAAAAUUAAUUCCGCGUGAAAACCAUAUAAUCAGUUUGACGAAGGUUUUAAGAUUGUCUGUUGGAAUUACUUAUUCCGCCAUUUUCAAAUAUAUGGAAAAAAUUCGUUUAAUGUGUGUAUAUUUGGAAUUUUUAUUACGCUAAACUUUAAUACCAGCAGAGAUGAGUGAGAAUAAGAAUUUUUAAUGGUUUCGAUCUGCCACAGAAACAUAGUUUCAACUUGACAAUUUCAGGUGUGGUUCCAAAACACGCGAGCCAAGGAGCGUCGCAGCAACCGACUGCCGACGACUCCACGCGGCAACGGAGCUCUCGGAGUCGUGCCGGCCGUCGGCGGCCCUUGGGCCUCCCUGGCCCUGCCUCCGCCCGCCGUCCAGCCGAACGCCGCACAGAUCAUGGCCGCCUGGGCUCAGCAGUACACCGCCACCGUCUCUCAGGUACUUCGACUCCCUUUUGAAACCUCACCUAUCUUUCCGAUGGAAGCUUGUUUUUCAUUUUCUUAGACUAUCAAUCUCAAAACUACAGUUAACUACAGUAAACGUGCCUUUUUUAAAUUGAGAAUUAGGUCAAAAAAAAUUUUUUUUUGAUGUAAGUGGAAAAUUAACUUUUUUCUCGUUUUUAGCAACCUAAUUUUGCAAAAUCCUUGACCUUGUGUAAAAAAAACUCAUUUAUUUCAAUGCGAAUGUUUUUCUCACAUUCAAUAGGUGGUUUUUGCCAAAAUUCCAUACCAGCGUGGAAAACGUCCAUUAAAAGAGCUCUUCUACCUGCGUUUCGAGCGAAAAAAAAGUUCUCGAGACCUAAUCGAAAAUAUUUUGGCACCUGCGUCACCGUACCCCGCUGGCGCAAUAAAUUCAACCUCCUGCGAGUUUUUCCCACCGCAUAAACGAGCUACAGCUGUGGCUCUUGCUUUAUGCGCUCCCUAGGUGCAGGUUCCACGAAAAACUUCAGCCUGAGUCGUACUUUUUGAUUAAUUGUCUCGGUGAUUGUCAUUUAAAGUAUUCAUCGCAGUAGUUUUAUGAAUUCUAGAGUUCAAACUUAUUCUUCUCUUUAAAAUGGGUUCGACAGUCGCUUUUUCUUGCAAAAACUGAAAAUAUUGAAUACCCAAUAUAUUUGCUACAACAUUGAAAUAUAUUUUUUUGUCCAAAACUGGCGGAUAUCCUUUUCUGCCUACAGAACUGAAGCGCUAAAACAAAAAGAAAGAGGGGUUCAGCUCAGCCGGAUGCACCUCAAUUGGUUAGUUAUCGCCUCGGCUCGCUGCUCCUUUUUCAUCUCGGGGGUUCAGGUGUUGGCUGUCUCAUUUUCGUUCAUCCUAUUACCUCUAUUGCUACGAACACGGCAGAUGGGCAUUCGCAUUCAUAGAGACAAAAGAGGCGCGAGAAUAAGAGUCCUGAGGGUUUUCUACAGUAAUCCAUCACUUUUUUUUCAAUUAUAGAGAGUUUAUAACCAGAUUUUGAACCUACAGUGUUGUAUUUUUUUCAUAGCUUUUUUUCAUUCCUGAAAAAACCGGUACAUCCACAAGGUCACUCACAAGCGAAAUGAGAACAGAAACGGUAAAAAAAUUAUUAGUUUGCCAAUUUUUUUUCAAAAAAAUAUUAAAAAAUAGGAACGUUCACAAUUUUUUUUUUUCAAAAAGAGUGACGAAAUGCUCGAAAAACGGCGCUGUGAAGCGAGAACUCUAUCAAAACAGUUUUUUUGACAUUUUUUUUGUUCUCAUUGCUAGGUAACUUAACUUUGAACGAAACAUCGAAAAUCAAGAAUACCUCCAGGAUGAAUCAAUUGGCGUAUGAUUCAAGAAGUUUCACGGUGGUACUUGACAUUUGCUCGCCAUUCGAAACAAGGCAAUGAAUGUUUCCAUUUCACGCACACACGCUCCUUUUUUCUCUUGUUUUCUGAGGUGACGUACACACUAAAAGGGGAGGAUGAAAUUUACGUGAGACAAAAAGAAGCGCAAAGUGUGGAGCGUGAAAUAUCGCAUUUGUAUUAGGAGGAGACGCCGGGGGUAAACUGUUUAGGAGGUCUCCGCGACGCGAACCACCUGCUAAUGAUGCUCCAAGCGUAGUCCCUUCCUUUGUCUGUCAGGAGAAAUUCCCAGGGAUCUUUUGCAUUUCACGUUCCCUCGUUCGAAAAAUGUAAAAUAGCUAAAGUUCAAACAGCUAUUUGUUCAUAACUAAAAGCGCGAAGGCUCAAGUAGCAUUAAUUGUAUCUUUUCCCGGAAUGGAAAGUUUUCGAAAAAGAUGAAAAAAAAAACAUAUUCUUCGUUAGAUAGAGGAUGAAAAUGACGCAUUCUAGAACUCGGGAAUUAUCUCCCACAGCAAAUUGCUCAAAAAGCUUUUUUUAAGGGAGAAUCAAACACUGUACAUAGCGAUGACAUGUUGGAAGACGAGGAAACUAUGGAUGAAGAUAUCGCCGAAGGAAAAGAAACGCCUCUAGACCUGACGGUCAUUCGCGACGAAGAAGAGCCUGAGUGGAGUCCCGAGAAACUUGUCGGUUCGUGCAGUUACUGAGCAAAAAAAAAAGCUCCUCCAGUUGGAAUCUGAUUUUUUUUCUUUCCAGGUUUUCUUGACCAAAGCACGACGGCGCUGCAGGAGCUUCUGAAGCAGGCGGGCGGCGACUUUCUCUCCACCAACGACGACGUCGUCAAGAAAGAAGAGCCGACGUCUCCGCCGUCAUCGACUGUCAGUUCGAUCUGGCCCUCGUCCAGCAUGUUCAUCAAUCAAUACGGCUCGAUGCUUAGUGGGAACCUUUCUACCGAACUCCAGAAAGUUCUAGAGGUGAGUGAAAUUGCACAAUAAGUUACCAUAAAAAUGAAAUUCUUAUUUUUCAAAGGAAUGGAAAGAAAAUCUAGUUUCUGCUAGAUAUAGGCGAAAAAAAUUGUGAAGUGAACUUGAGAGUUUCUCAGUUUUUUUUCUCUAACAGUCACGUUUUUUAAAAGCAAUGAAGUAUUCGAAUAAGAAGUUAAAACUUUGACUUAAUUGGAUUGAAGUUUGUCAAACCGCCCUUCUGUAGAUCAUCAGUUUUCGUAAUUUGUGUGUAUUUCGUUCAUUUGCAGCAACGUCGCAGUGAAGACGACAACUCGAGUCUCUGCUCCAACGACUCCAAGAGAUUGAAGGGAAAACUGGCGUCGAUCGACGAAGGCGAAGGACUUUUCUCUUGCGACCAGUGCGACAAGGUGUUCGGAAAGCAGAGUUCUCUCGCGCGCCACAAAUACGAGCAUUCCGGUUGGUCUUCGAAUUCUGCUUUUCUUCAGUCAGUGUUUCAAGUUAGAUGGGGUAUUUUGAAAGCCAAGCGACAGAUGCACUUUCUAGUUAUUUGUUUAUGAGAUGAUUGAAUGCUCAAUACGGUUAAUUCCCCCGAAUCGCGAAAUCGAGGAGGAUCAACACGACUAUUGCACAAUAUGCGUUUGUGUUUGGGGAAAGAGGCCCCAUUUGAACCUAAUUGGACUAGUAGAGGCCAAUUGAGCAUUUUCUUGGUCCUGGCCCCAGACGUCAGCACGUCUUCUGCCGCCCUGAAGAGGAUUAACGCGAUUAACCGGUGAAUCGGCUUUCAGGUCAACGGCCGUACAAAUGCGAUAUCUGUGAGAAGGCUUUCAAGCACAAGCACCACCUCACCGAACACAAGCGUCUGCACUCUGGCGAGAAACCGUUCCAGGUCGGUUUUCCAAUUUGAGAUCACCUGAAACUGAAUCUGUUCAAAUAAAUUUUAUUCUUCAAUUAUUCAUCUUUUUCUUAUGUGAUAGAAAGUUGAUCUGUCAGCAUAGUAAACCGUAGUCAGAAUUUCCUAUUUUACAAGAUUUCCGGAAUCUUGACUGUUGCAGUAACACAAAAAUCGUGUACUUGAAAAAGUACCCUGAAGAAGUAAAAUUAAAAAUGAAAAAUCGGUUUUUCCUUUCGAGUAUUACUUACUCUAUUAGAAAUUAAAGAUCUGUUGGAGCAUAUGAAGAUUUCACAGUUUAAAUCCUAAAUUUUCUUCCUGAUGUUUUUCCAGCAAUUCCACAUAGAAUUGAUGAUCUUUUUCCAGUGCGACAAGUGUCUGAAGCGUUUCUCGCACUCCGGCAGCUACAGCCAACACAUGAACCACCGCUACUCCUACUGCAAGCCGUACCGAGAGGCCGGAGUCUCGGUGACGCCGUCCAACCUCGUCUCCGCAGCCGACGGAUCCGUGUCGCCGACGUCGCCUUCGUCCACGCCGACGCCGACGCCUUCUCAACCUGCCGGGACCCCUGUACAUUCUCGUUCGCCCAUUUCCACUGCAGAAUGAAAUCAAUUCUCAUCCAAAUCUUAGGUUUUCAUAGAUAUUUUAGAGAUCGAACCAAAUCAACUUGUAACACCUAAAGACUACAUCUUUCGAAUUUUAAAACUCGGAAAAGUUUACUCCGGUUCCAUUUUAUUUGGAACUCAUUUUUAUUUAACAUGCGAAUUUUGAACAAAAAAAAAGUUUAUUGCUGGUUUUUUUUUUCUUGUUGGUGUGGUAAUUUGGUUUCGAAUUUGAUCAUUUUUUCACUUGCCUCUGAUGAUCUCGCCUUUUUGUCAAUGAGUUUUUUUUUCCAUUUCUCUUCGAAGUGCUAUGCAAUCUUGCCAUGAGUUCUCAUAUUUUCGUACGCCUAUUUUUGCCAUCGCUCAAUGACCCUUUUUCUGGUUUCCUUGUCAUUUCAUAGCUUUUUCUUGUUGGAAACCCUCAUUAUUUUUUUUAAAACUGUACCUUUUUUUGUUAUUUUCCAAUCUCCCCUGCAGUCAGUUGGUGCUAUCUGUGUAUAAUUGAUAUUUAUUGGAUUCGAUUUCGUCACUACUUCAUUUUUGAUGCUUUUUUUGAAGGCCGGUGGUGUGAUUUCAGAGUUUUGAUUUUCGAUUUUUAAAUAAUAAUUUAUCUUAUAGUUUAUCGCAAUUGUGUGAGCUAGUCUUUUUACAUCCGUUCUUUGUCUGGUUUCUUGAGAUUUUUUAUAUCAUCUAUAUGCCGCUAAAUGCCUCCUCGAAUUUUGACCAACUUUUUAUCGCAAGGAAAAUGUGUGUAUUUUCGAGCCAAUGUAAUUUUGUUAUAAACAUUCUAAAACAUCCAAUGAGCAUCUCUCACCUUUCCGAAAAAAAAAGAAACAGUCAAUUUCUUCAGAAGAUCGCAACAAUGCGCAACGCGGGGUCAUCUGCAUACGGUGCGUUCUUUGUGUGCCCACAUCCGAUCAAUCAACACGCCAUCUGUACAUUACAAAUCCUCUGCCACGUUCGUCCCUAAUUCAUUGGAUAAAUAUUCGCCACCGUUUGGCGGGGUUUUGCUACAAAUUAAGGCCGAGCUUCGAUCUCGGAAGAAUUUUCCAAAAAGACAGUCUUUUGCAUUCGACGUCGUCGUUAACUGGAGUCUAGAAGACCGACGUUUGACAGGAAUUUGAGCUUUUUCGCUUUUUUCAGCUCCGGGUGUCGACUACCUCAAGCUCCGGAAAACUCGAACAAGUAGCCUUGUGGUCUCUGGAAAUGUAAGCAACGGAUUAACGCUUCAGGAAGUUUUCCGAAAGCAAAAUAAAGCAAUCACCUUUUUCGAACGUGUCGCCGACUGGCCCCGGAGUCUCCCC